Molecule: messenger RNA, 1254 nt
Organism: Colletotrichum higginsianum IMI 349063
Lineage: Eukaryota; Fungi; Ascomycota; Sordariomycetes; Glomerellales; Glomerellaceae
Product: Calcium/calmodulin-dependent protein kinase
Exons: 6
Coding region: 1-1254 (417 amino acids)
Biological process (GO): protein phosphorylation; cellular response to oxidative stress
Molecular function (GO): ATP binding; calcium/calmodulin-dependent protein kinase activity
Source: RefSeq, a predicted model, not a curated record
AUGAGUUUCUCCAACAUGCUGAGCAGGCUGCAGGGUCAGCCCGAGAGCUACGACAAGAAGGCCAAAUACCGCUUCGGACGCACCCUUGGAGCUGGAACGUACGGUAUAGUCCGUGAGGCUGACGGUCCCACUGGCAAGUGCGCCGUGAAGAUUAUCCUGAAGAAGAACGUUAAGGGCAAUGAAAGGAUGGUAUACGACGAGCUGGACAUGCUCCAGCGCCUCAAGCACCCCCAUAUCGUCAAGUUUCUCGACUGGUUCGAGUCGCGUGACAAGUACUACAUCGUUACUGAGCUAGCUACGGGCGGAGAGCUCUUCGACCGGAUUUGCGAGCAGGGUAAGUUCACGGAGAAGGACGCUUCGCAAACCAUCAAGCAGGUCCUUGAGGCCGUCAACUACCUGCACCUGAACAACGUUAGGCAAGCUCUUCCCGAAGUCUCGCACCAUUCUCACGCAGCCUUGCUGACUCAAAAGUUAGAUCUGAAGCCCGAGAACCUUCUCUAUCUGACCAGAGACGCCGAGUCUGACCUGGUCCUGGCCGACUUCGGUAUCGCGAAGAUGCUCGACAGGAAGGACGAGGUUCUUACAACAAUGGCCGGCUCCUUUGGAUACGCAGCCCCCGAAGUCAUGCUGAAGAAGGGUCACGGUAAGCCCGUGGACAUGUGGUCCAUGGGUGUCAUCACAUACACUCUUCUCUGCGGUUAUUCUCCUUUCCGCUCCGAGAAUCUCCAGGACCUCAUCGAUGAGUGCAGUAAUGCCCAGGUCGUUUUCCAUGAGCGUUACUGGAAGGAUGUCAGCGACGAUGCCAAAGACUUCAUCCUGCAUCUUCUGCAACCGGAGCCCGUGAAGCGCUGGUCGAGUGAGGAGGCUCUCCGUCACCCCUGGCUCAGCGGAGAGAACGCCACCGACCACAACUUGCUUCCCGAGAUCAAGGCGUACAUUGCCAAGGCUCGUCUCCGCCGUGGCAUUGAAAUGGUCAAGCUUGCCAAUAGAAUCGAAACCCUCAAGGCCCAGGAGGAAGACACGGAAGACUCGGAUUUCCCGGCCGAUGCAAUCAGCGCAGCCGACCAGUCCAAGCACGUCGGCGCGCAUGACAUCGCUGUUGGCGAGAAGCGGAGUUUGUCAAAGACGAUCAAGGGGGCUAUCUUCCGCGAGGUUGUCCUUGCCAAGGUCCGCGAAAUGAAGCAGCAGGAGGAUACGCUCAAGGUGAAGGAGGAGGCGGAGAAGGAGCACAAAAGACGCAGCUUCCAGGGCUGA